AGAAUAGUGGCGUGGUCGCAGCCAAUCAGCCCAAUUUAGGAAGAUGGGAGCUGUAGUCUGAUUGGCUGCUGCAGACUCUCCUCCAUUUUUUAUUGUUUGGGUGACGCCACCCUCCUUUGUGAAAUCGGUGCAAGAUGCAGGAGAAGAGUGAUCAGAGCCGAAAAUGAGCGCAGCCCAUGAACAGGUGAACCUAAGCAGGUCGGAGGUAUGUGGUAUAAUGCGGGAGGAACUCUACAGCGAGGAGGACUUCCAGCAGAGUCAGACGCACGUUUUCAUCGUAGUUGGUGCUUCGGGAGAUUUGGCAAAGAAGAAGAUCUAUCCUACAUUAUGGUGGCUGUAUAGUGACGGACUCCUCCCUGUAGACACCUACAUAGUUGGCUAUGCACGUUCAAAACUGACUGUACAAGACAUCCGAAAACAGUGCGAGCCUUACCUCAAGGUCUCUCCAAAUGAUGCCGACAAGUUAAACGCCUUCUAUGCGAGGAACCGCUAUGUGUCCGGACAGUAUUCAGACGAGGCCUCUUUUAAAGCUCUAAAUAAGCACAUUCUGGCCCUACCGAACGGGACAAAGGCCAACCGCCUCUUCUAUUUGGCCCUUCCGCCAAGUGUGUACCAUGAAGUGACCCAGAACAUCAGAGUGACCUGUAUGGGCGCAGUUGGUUGGAAUCGGGUGAUCGUAGAAAAGCCAUUCGGGAAGGAUCUGGAAAGUUCAAACAAGUUAUCCGAACACGUCUCCUCGCUCUACCAAGAAAAUCAGAUUUACCGUAUUGACCACUAUUUGGGCAAAGAGAUGGUGCAGAACCUCAUGGUGCUCAGAUUUGGAAAUCGGAUAUUUGGACCCUUAUGGAAUCGGGACCACAUUGCUUCUGUGGUCUUCACCUUCAAGGAACCUUUUGGGACCCAGGGGCGGGGAGGAUACUUUGAUGAAUUUGGAAUAAUCAGAGAUGUCAUGCAGAACCACUUGCUACAGAUGAUGUGCUUGGUGGCCAUGGAGAAACCAGUUUCUACUAACCCAGAUGAUGUGCGGGAUGAGAAGGUAAAGGUGCUGAAGUGUGUGCCUGAGUUGACACUUAACAAUAUUGUCUUGGGACAAUAUGUGGGCAAUCCUGAGGGGCAAGGAGAGGCUCAGAAGGGUUAUUUGGAUGACCCCACCGUACCAAAAGGUUCUUUUACCCCAACAUAUGCCACUGCGGCCCUGUAUGUGAAGAACGAGAGAUGGGACGGUGUUCCAUUCAUCAUGCGCUGUGGAAAGGCCCUGAAUGAGAGGAAGGCCGAGGUCCGGCUGCAGUUCCGAGAAGUUCCAGGUGACAUCUUCGGAGGACAAUGCAAGAGGAAUGAGCUGGUGAUCAGGGUCCAACCAGAUGAAGCCGUUUACACAAAGAUGAUGACAAAGAAGCCAGGGAUGUUCUUCAACCCUGAGGAAUCCGAGUUGGAUCUGACAUAUGGCAGCAGAUACAAGGACGUGAAGUUGCCAGAUGCCUAUGAGAGGCUGAUCCUAGAUGUGUUCUGCGGAAAUCAGAUGCACUUUGUGCGCAGCGACGAGUUGAAGGAAGCCUGGAGAAUCUUCACUCCAAUCCUGCACCAGCUGGAGAAAGAGAAGAUCAAACCCCUGCCCUAUGUGUAUGGGAGCCGGGGUCCCGCAGAGGGCGACGAGUUUAUGAAAAGUGUCGGCUUCCGAUAUGAAGGAACGUAUAAAUGGGUGAACCCUAACAAGCUGUGAUGACUUGGUGGACUAUACGUGCCAGCCGGCUCCCCAGAACAACAGACUGCAACCGUAGGAUCCUCGAGGACCAAACGCACAACUUACUUCAAUGCUGGCUUCUCAUACACCAUUUUUUUCAGACCAUGUGGCAGCUUAGUCUUAAAUAGUUAAAGGGGAAUUCUACUUUCAGCAGACUGGGGUCCCUCUGAGCUGAUCUUUGGGCCGUGGCCCUGGGGGAGCAGUGUCCGUACAAAUGGCCAGGUCCAACAUUUGCAUUGAUCUACAGUAUGUAGUAUAUAAGGAUGUGCUGAGUAAACCUGUGUUCCCCAUUCAGCCAUUGCCCCGAGAUCAGCACCAAUUUAAUAUAUUAUUAUUUCCGUUUCAUACAAGUCUAUACUGGGGACAUAUUUGCGCCCGUAUUGCGGCCAUGUUUCCCUGCCUGACCAUAGGGUUUUAAGUGGUUAUCCAGGAAUAGCAAAAUAGAGCUACUUUCUCCUCCAAAAAACAUUGCCACCCCUGUCCCCAGGUUGCGUUUGGUAUUACAACUUUGCUUCUUUCACUUCAAUGGGACUGAGCUGUAAUACCACAUACAACCUGAGGAAAGGGGUGGCGCUGUUUUUGAAAGAAAUCAUCUCUGUUUGUCUAAUUGUGGAUACUCUGGUGGAAAACUAAAUUUUUUUUAAAAUCAAUUGGUGCCAG
Messenger RNA from Hyla sarda, 2401 nucleotides. RefSeq names its product glucose-6-phosphate dehydrogenase (gene G6PD). The record is from RefSeq and is a predicted model, not a curated record. NCBI's taxonomy places the organism in Eukaryota, Metazoa, Chordata, Amphibia, Anura, Hylidae. Gene Ontology annotation, cellular component: cytosol. Gene Ontology annotation, biological process: pentose-phosphate shunt, oxidative branch; glucose metabolic process. The transcript has 13 exons. Bases 164 to 1720 code for a protein of 518 amino acids. Gene Ontology annotation, molecular function: glucose-6-phosphate dehydrogenase activity; NADP binding.